AUGAUCACUACCACCUAUCGACUGCUCGCUGUCCCCAUCUUCCUGUGGCUCCAACUACUCCCCAACAUACAUGCGAGCAACGCAGCAGGAACCACAGUCAUAGUCACAGUAACACCCACAAUCCCCCAUCCAGCCUCCUACACUUCCCCCGAGAUAUUCAAAGAGGCAGUCCUCUCAACCAGCAACGCUUACCGGCGCGACCACAACGCAAGCCAACUAACCUGGAACGAGACGCUAACAAAAUACGCCAAAUACUGGGCAGAGGGAUGCAAAUGGAAGCAUUCAGGCGGCCCGUACGGCGAGAACCUCGCCUUCGGCUACCAGGACCCAGCAGCAGCCGUCACGGCCUGGGGCGACGAAGGCCAGAAAUACAACUACAAGUUACCGACGGGAUUCAGCGAGGAAACGGGGCACUUCACGCAGUUGGUCUGGAGGGCGACGAGGGAGGUCGGGUGCGCGGCAUUCAAUUGCGGGUAUCAAGAUGUGAGCGAUGCGAAGGAUAAAGAUGGUCGGUAUACGAGGGCGCAGGGCUGGUAUGUGGUGUGUGAGUACUCGCCUGCGGGGAACGUGGUUGGAAACCAAAAUGCCUUCUUCAGGGUGAAUGUGCAGUCGGCGAGUACGUAUUCUGGGCCGGAGACGACGGGAUCUGCCACUGGGACCAGUGCGGGUGCAACGGCAACGGCAACCAGUGGUGUCGAGGAACUGUAUGAUGGGCGGCUGAGAGACCAAUAUCAGAAUGCUUUUGUUGGGCUCAUUGUUUUUAUGAAUUUAGUAUGA
Molecule: messenger RNA, 777 nt
Organism: Aspergillus lentulus
Lineage: Eukaryota; Fungi; Ascomycota; Eurotiomycetes; Eurotiales; Aspergillaceae
Product: putative extracellular SCP domain protein Pry1
Cellular component (GO): extracellular region
Source: RefSeq, a predicted model, not a curated record